Molecule: messenger RNA, 1388 nt
Organism: Exophiala viscosa
Lineage: Eukaryota; Fungi; Ascomycota; Eurotiomycetes; Chaetothyriales; Herpotrichiellaceae
Product: peroxisomal 2,4-dienoyl-CoA reductase, auxiliary enzyme of fatty acid beta-oxidation
Exons: 5
Coding region: 485-1273 (262 amino acids)
Molecular function (GO): oxidoreductase activity, acting on the CH-OH group of donors, NAD or NADP as acceptor
Source: RefSeq, a predicted model, not a curated record
UUACGUUCUCACUCCUGUCUCGGUGUACCAAUCACCCGAUACAUCGGACUCAUGAAACCAACAUGACCGGAUCCCAUCCCGCUCUUCGAUGCAGCGAGGGACGAGGGCGAAUUGUAUUUCUGCCACGGUCAAUCUGCUUUUUUGAAGAAGUCAUGCUCUCGAUGUACCGACCUAGCCAGGACGCAUAGCGCAUCAUGGCACAAGUGCGGUGCGGGGACCCCAAGAAUAUCUCCUUUUCCAUUCUAACCAUUUCUGGCAUUUUUCGGCGGCCAUGAAAGGCCGAACCACAAAGAUCUCGUCAUGUUGCUGAGCCAGUGUCCCUUCUCUUUGGGGAGAAUGUCAGUUUGUUCAUGGCGUGGAUUGCACCGACCCCUAUGUUUGCGACAGCCUUUGAUCAAGGUCGCUUCAUCUCGGAGCGAAGAUGACCGUCUCAAAACAAAAGCGAGCUCCUAGGACGAACUGAAAUGGCCGCUGCAAGGCAGACAUGGCAAGACUUCUCGAAGGAAAAGUAGCCGCAAUCACGGGUGGACUUACAGGUAUAGGUAGAGCAAUUGCUAUUGAGUUUGCGAGGCAAGGUGCAAAAGUUGCUGUCAAUCAUCUAGGUCAACCCGCUGAAGAGCAGCAUCAACGUUGUCUCUGUAAAGAAGUUGGGAGUGAGAACAGCCAUGAUGAAUUCCCACUAUACUUUUACGCAGGCGACAUUUCCGAUCCAGACGUGGCCGAAGCGUUCUUGGCCAGUACAGCUCAGCAUUUUGGUCAUCUUGACAUCGUCGUUGCGAACGCUGGAGUGGCUCGGUUCCAUGACUUCUUGUCAACACCCGACGCCUUCAUACAACAACACCUUCAGGUCAAUGUUUGUGGAACCUAUUACAUCGUACGUGCUGCUGGCCGAAUAAUGAAGGAGCAAGACACUGGAGGAUCAAUCAUUGGCAUAUCGAGCGUUUCGGCUCUCACUGGGUCUGGAGGACUGGUCCACUAUACACCGACCAAGGCUGCGGUGCUUAAUCUGAUGCAGUCAUCCGCAGUGGCGCUGGGACCGUAUGGCAUCAGGUGCAAUGCACUGCUUCCGGGCACGAUCAAAACACGGCUCAAUGUGGAUGAUCUUGCACAGAAUGACAAGCAGAAAGAGGUGGAGCAGAGAACGUGCCUGAAAAGGGUAGGCCUCCCAGUAGAUAUUGCAGGACCGGCGGUGUUCUUGGCUAGCGACCUUUCGCAGUAUGUAACUGGAGCUCAGCUGUUGGUUGAUGGUGGUUUGUUUGUGAAUCUGCAGUGACGCUUGAUAUUGAUGAUCCUUCCACCAGACGGGAUUAAUGGCUUGAUCACGGGUCACGAUCUGGCCUGCUGUUCUAGUGUAUGUGGAAUCUUAUGGGAGCUGAACUCAACGAGGU